AGAGUGCUGUGUUCACGGAGUUCUUGCAGUCGGUGCGGCGGUAUUCCUCCGUGUAAUGGUUAAAUACUACUGGUACAGUAGUAUUAACGCAGCCCAUUCCCUCUUGCUCCCUUAUUCUCUGGGCCGCCACUCGUCGUUCUUGGUUUCCGCCAUGAAAUCUCUCUAGCCGCUCUGCUGCUCUUUCUUCUUUCCCCGCUUCCCCGGGGCUGGUUUUUGCCGGUUUCUCUUCCAGUUAGGCCUCGAUUUGGGGUUUUCAGCAUAUUUGCUCGGGGCUUAGGUUUAGGUUUAAGUGAUUGGCGAGGAGGAAUUGGGGAUUCAGGGAUUGUGCCUCUUGUUCUUUCCCCAAGGAUUUUUAUUCCCUUGGGUUACCCGGAGAAAAAAAAACCAUACUUAUUCCUGGUGUAUUUCUAUUCUAUUUGGGGAGUUGAGACUUGAGAGCAGUCGGUGGCUACAACUUUUGGAGUGACGCAUUGCAACUCUUUUGCUACUAUUUUGCUCGCACCUUUUCCUGAUGUUAAGGCAGAAGCACUCUCUUUUUAGUUGGAAUUUCUGGAUAGGCCAUAGUUGGUACUUUGUGUUGGUCAAUAUUGGUCUUUUGACUCUUGAGCUUUGUCAAAAAACAAAUUUCACGGGUUGCUGGGUCUUUUUCUGAAUCCAGCCUAGUUCCUGCUUGGUUUCAGUCGUUGCAAAGUUAGUUCGUGUCAAUCGUGACUACAGUUCCUGAUUAGUCAUCUUCCGCUCAGCACUGCAUGAGGAGAUCUCUCUGCGUCACUUCAUGUGCCAAUGUUGACUGAUCAAACAUGCAUAUGCUGGUGGUAGCUGAGAAAGGAGAACCACCUUUUUCAUCUUUCGGAUAGUUGAUGGUUAUGGACCGCACGGGUUGGCUCUGGAGGCGCAAGUCUUCGGAUAAUAGUCUUGGGGCAAGCGACAGCUCUGUGCCCCUGUCAUCGCAUUCUCAGUGCUGCUCCGGCGAUCAGGAGGUUCUGAGGUCUGUCUCAAACAAUGCUUCAGCACAUCAUGGUCAAUCACCCAAAGUCUCUUCGAGGGUUAGGCAUGAUGAGACCCAAGAAACUGGAGUACCAAAGUUGUCGAAUGAGAAGUUAACAUCGAGAGUUAAUUUAAAUGGUUUUUCUCCACAGCGUGGUCAGUCACUAGAACCAUACCUAUCAUCAAAUGGAGAUGAAGAGACCAAGGAGACCAUGAAGAGUCUGAAUGAAAAACUUGCUGCUGCCCUUUUGGCUAUUAAUGAUAAAGAGGAUCUGGUUAAGCAGCAUGCUAAAGUCACAGAGGAGGCUGUUGCAGGUUGGGAACAAGCUGAAGUUGAAGCUACUGCCAUCAAGAAGCUGCUUGAAGCUGCUUCCCAUAGAAAUGAUUAUCUCGAGGGUCAAGUCAGCCACCUAGACAAGGCCCUCAAGGAAUGCGUGAGGCAGCUGCGCCUGGUACGGGAAGAACAAGAGGAGAUAAUACGUGAUGCACUUACCAAGAAGUCCCAUGAGUUGGAGUCUGAGAAUUCCAAGCUGCAAAACCAUAUUGCUGAGCUGAAGAAGCAGCUGGCAGCAACCAAAUCAGAAGCCUCCACUGUGUCUGCACAGCCUGAUCUACAAGAGAAGCUUCAGACAAUCGAGAAAGAGAACGUGGAUCUCAAGGCCAAGCUCCUUGUACAGUCCAAGGAUCUGAAGAUACUCUCACUGGAAAAAGACUUGAGCAAUCAAGCAGCAGAGACAGCUAGCAAGCAGCACCUGGAAAGUAUAAAAAAGAUUGCUAGGGUUGAGGCAGAAUGCCGCAGGUUACAUCAUCUAGCUCAGAAAACAGCAUUGGUCAAUGAUUCUAGACCUCCACCAAGCGCAGAAUCACUUACUGACAGCCACUCUGAUAGUGCAGAAUGUAUGGUUGCUGUUGAUAGUGAAUUGAGAAAUUCUGACUUGUGGGCAUCUGCUCUUAUUACGGAGCUUGAUCAGUUCAGGAAUGCGAAGGCUAGUGUAACAAAUAUUAUGAAUAAUCCUGUUGAGAUUGACCUAAUGGAUGAUUUCCUUGAGAUGGAAAGGUUGGCUGCAUUGCCUGAAUCAGACCAGACAAGUUCUACCUUCGAUAUGGAGACAGAUUCCGACAAGGCUGUGACGAGAAACAGCUCUUCUAAAAUUGAAAAUGAAGAAUUGCGGCGUCAUGUUGCAGAUUUGCAUUCGAGGGUUGAAAUAGUUGAAAGCGAUAAGAAGGAGCUUGAGAUAGCUCUGAUAGAGGCUAGAAAUCAGCUUGACAUCUCCUGUGACGCACUAGUGGCGGCAAGGAACAGGCUGGUUGAAAUGCAAAUGCAAUUGGAUUUGGCAAAUGACUCCAAAUAUGCUGCUCUAGGAGAUGUGGGUCGAUUGGACUCGGAGAAGAAGGCUUUGGAGUUUCAACUGGAGUCCAAAUCUGUAGAAGCUGAGGAGCUACAUGCAAUUGUUGCUUCAUUGGGAGGAAAUGCAGAAAAGAAGGAAUUUGAGUCACAGUUAGAACUGGUGUCAGCCGAAGCGUCAGAGCUUCGGGUGACUGUGGCAUCAUUGGAAGGGAGGAUUGAAACCGAGACUGCUCUUUCUAUGCAGCACAAAGAAAAAUCAGAUGCUGCAUGCAAUGCUAAAGAAUUGUUGGAGACACAGCUGUAUUCCGCAAAAGCUGAAGUGCAAAAACUGCAUGGCAUCAUCAAAUCACUAGAGAAUCAGGUAGAAGAAGAGAAGGCACUGCAUGAUGAACUCAUGACACAAUCAUUGCUGAAGAUUGACGCAGCUGUUGAGGCUGUUAAAGAACCAUUGGAGGUACAGCUGUGUUCUGCAAACACUGAAGUAGAGAAACUGCGUGGCAUUAUCGAAGCAUUAGAGAGUGAGAUAGAAAAGGAGAAGACAGUGCAUGAAGAACUGACAGCACAGCUAGACAUGAAGAUUGAAGCAGAGAGAACUCAUUCUGAGGCUGUCAAGGAAUCAUUGGAGGGAGAGCUAUAUUCAGCAAAUAGUGAGGUAGCGAAGCUGCGUGAUAUCAUUAAAGCGCUAGAAAAUGAGGUAGUUGAAAAAGAGAAGGCAUUGCAUGAAAAAAUGGCAGAAGCAGAGAAGUCUCUUUCUGUGGAGUCUGUUAAAGAAUCAUUGGAGGCAGAACUCCAGUUAGUCAACUCUGAAGUUGUGAAACUGCGUGAUAUGGUGACAGCGCUUGAGCAUGAAGUGGUGAAGGAAAAGGAGUUCUCUGACGAGCUCCAGCUGCAGCUAGAAGCUCUAGAGGCCAUAAAAAGGGUGUUGGAGUCAGAGGUUGAGUCUGCACAUCAGGAUGCCCGGCAGCUUAAGGAGAAGGUUGAGUUGUUUGAAGCAAAACUGCAGGAACAGAUGUUUUCAGCAGCGGAGUUCACUGCUAAGGAAGAGUCUGUGCAGUCACAAAGAACGGCAAUGGAGCAUCAACUUGUAGCAUCAAAGGCGGAUGUUGUGAAACUGACGGACAUGGUGAGCUUACUGCAAGGGGAUGUUGUGCAGGAGAGGUUGCUGUCAGAAGAUUAUGAACAGAAAUGCUGCAAGCUGGAGGCUCAGUUGUCAAGGGACAUUCGGGACGCAAAACUCUGGAGGCUUGCAAACUCAAAUGGAGACCUAAAGACCAAGCAGGAGAAGGAGCUUGCUAAUGCAGCGGGGAAGCUUGCAGAGUGCCAGAAGACCAUUGCUUCACUGGGACGCCACUUGAAAUCACUGACAGACAUUGACAACGUGGUGCUGGAGCCUGGACUAGGACUACUGCUGGAACCCAGGGACAUCGCACUAGACUUGAGAGCCAGUGAUCCUGGCCACCUUCAAAAAAGAAGCACAGGCUCGAACUUUGCAGUCUUCGCUGACGAGUUAUAUGAUCUUGACCUUCCGGAUGGCGACGUGGGCUGCUUUUCGCCACUCCCGUCGAUGAUUCGACCUUCAUCACCCCCUCCCUCGGAAAUGUCGGUGUUUGCAGGGGGGCUGUCAUCGCUUAGUAGCUACCGGGGCAAGAGAAGAAAGUAAGAACUGAUGGACUAUUAGAAUGUCAAGAUUGACGCUUAACAGUUUAUGGACAGCUCUCAUCUGUAGGAGAGGAGCAGGAGAAGAAAGGAGAGAUUGUCCGCAUUGUUCGGCUAACAGUUGAUUGAUGCUCUCAUCUGUAGAGGUAGUAGAUCAGUGUAAAUUUACAGAUACUGAUUGGUAGAUUUGUGUGCCGAAAAUUCCAUUCUAGCAAGCUCGGUUUUAUCACAGCCUGCUUGAUGAAGUCUUACUGUACUGUAUGGGUGCUGGCUGUUUGCUUCAAAAUAUAAACUCGGUACUCGGUGUACUGGCUGUGUUGACUACGCAUUUAUAGUGGUUUGUGCGGUUUUUA
Hordeum vulgare subsp. vulgare (domesticated barley) is the source of this 4344-nucleotide messenger RNA. RefSeq names its product filament-like plant protein 2. The record is from RefSeq and is a predicted model, not a curated record. Lineage: Eukaryota; Viridiplantae; Streptophyta; Magnoliopsida; Poales; Poaceae. The transcript has 5 exons. Bases 861 to 3995 code for a protein of 1044 amino acids.